Molecule: messenger RNA, 3566 nt
Organism: Crotalus tigris (Tiger rattlesnake)
Lineage: Eukaryota; Metazoa; Chordata; Lepidosauria; Squamata; Viperidae
Gene: PPIG
Product: peptidylprolyl isomerase G
Exons: 13
Coding region: 582-2816 (744 amino acids)
Biological process (GO): protein peptidyl-prolyl isomerization; protein folding
Cellular component (GO): nucleus
Molecular function (GO): peptidyl-prolyl cis-trans isomerase activity
Source: RefSeq, a predicted model, not a curated record
CGUGGGGUGGAUGACCAACCCAGCCUCGGGGCGCAGUCAAGACUCGGUGUUGCUGAUGCUACGUGUAAUAGGACUGGGCGGCUUGAAACGCUUCUCUUAGUUGAUAUAGGAAACACGUUGACUAAUCGCGGAAACAGAAACGCGAGCUUAGGGCAUCCCUUCGUUUUCUUUGCCGCCGAUUCCAAGACAGAGGACAGGCCCGGAGCCCGCCAAAGGCAGAACAGAGCCAGCGUUGCCAAGAGGGCGGCAAAAAAAGGCCCAGCUGCGGAGCGGGGAUCUUGAAUACCCUUUUGCCCGCCUUGCCGAAGCGCCAGACUCGGCGACUUUGUCACCAGAGCCUCUGACUCUCCAGCGCGUCGACACACAACGCAUGCACACACACGCGCGCGCGCCCGGGCUCCCCUCCUUUCUGCCCGCGCCAGCCUCCAGUCGCUCCGGGUUUCCCGCUUCGUCCCCUCCUCCACUGACGCAGUCCGUCUGCACCAGAUCCUAACAUGGCGGCGGAGGCGAGGUGGUGAGGAGCGCGGCCGAAGGGAGGUUGGAGGGCCUCACGAGAGGGGCUGAUAUAACAUUCUGAAGCCAUGGGAGUGAAAACCCAAAGACCUCGUUGUUUUUUUGACAUAGCCAUCAAUAACACCCCUGCUGGAAGAGUUGUCUUUGAAUUAUUUUCAGAUGUUUGCCCAAAAACAUGUGAGAACUUUCGCUGCCUUUGUACAGGUGAAAAAGGUAUUGGAAAAUCAACCCAGAAACCACUUCAUUACAAAAGUUGCUUAUUUCAUAGAGUUGUGAAAGAUUUCAUGAUCCAAGGUGGUGACUUCAGUGAAGGAAAUGGGAGAGGAGGAGAAUCAAUUUAUGGAGGCUUUUUUGAAGAUGAAAGCUUUGCUGUAAAGCACAACAAAGAAUUUCUCCUUUCAAUGGCCAACAGAGGGAAAGAUACAAAUGGUUCACAGUUUUUUAUAACAACUAAGCCUACCCCUCAUCUUGAUGGGUAUCAUGUUGUUUUUGGACAAGUAAUUUCGGGGCAAGACAUUGUAAGAGAAAUAGAAAAUCAGAAGACAGAUGCAUCUAGUAAACCAUAUGCAGAAGUGCGAAUAUUGAGUUGUGGAGAACUAAUUCCAAAAUCCAAAGUCAAGAAGGAAGAGAAGAAAAGACGCAAGUCGUCUUCUUCAUCUAGUGAUUCAGAAAGUUCAAGUGAUUCAAAAACGUCUUCUGAUUCGUCAACUGAAUCUGACAGUGCUGCUGAAGAAAAAACAAAGAAAAAGAAAAAGAAACACAAAAAAACCUCUAAGAAACAUAAGAAAGAAAAGAAAAAGAGGAAAAAAAGCAAAAAGAGUUCAGCUAGUGAACCUGAAACAGAAAAUCCCGAAUUGCAACAGCCACUUUCUACAGUCCGUCCAGAAGAGAUUCCUCCUGUUCCAGAAAACAGAUUUCUGAUGAGGAAAAGUCCUCCCAAAGUAGAUGAAAAAGAAAAAGAGACAAAGAACAGAGAAAAAGAAAGGGAAAGUAAUCUAUCAAAUUGUCAAACAUCAUAUCAGAGAAGGCUAUUGGUGACAAGAUCUGGAAGAAAAAUAAAAGGAAGGGGACCAAGGCGGUACCGGACACCUUCAAGGUCCAGGUCAAGGGAUCGCUUUAGACGCAGUGAGACUCCUCCACACUGGAGACAGGAAAUGCAAAGAGCUCAAAGAAUGAGAGUAUCAAGUGGAGAAAGAUGGAUAAAAGGAGACAAGAGUGAAAUGAAUGAAAACAAGAAGGAUGCUGCAAAUCAAAAAAGUCCAGGGAGAGGAAAAGAAAGAAAAAUAUCUGAUCAAAGGGAGGGUUCUGAAAGUCCAGAUAGAAGAGGAGAAAAAGAAACACAGCCCAAAGAUCCCAAAUCUGGCAGUAAAGACAGAGGGACAAAGAGAAAUUCCGAGAAAGAAGAUAAGGACAAACAUAACAAAAGUAAAGCCAAGAAAAAGGCUAGAUCUAAAAGCAAAGAGAUAUCAAAAAGUAAAGAAAGAGACUCAAAAUACAGUAAACAUGAAGAUAAAAAAAUGCGAUCAAGAAGCAGAGAAAAAGACAAAGAAAAAUAUAAUGACUUUCAUAGCAGAGAACGAAGCAAAAGCAAAGAGAAGAAUAAAAGGGGAAGAUCUAGAAGUAAUGGCCAGAAUCAUACCAAAAGUAAAGAUAGGGGAAAACAUGAACACUCAAAAAGUAGGGAACGUGAGCAGCCUAAAAACAAACAUAGUUCCAAUAAUAAGGCCAGAGAGCGAAGCAGAAGUGUGGACAGAGGCAAACGAGCCAGGUCCAGAAGUAAAGAACGAGACCGCAGCAGAAGUAAAGAUUAUUCCAAACAUAGAGAUAAAGAAGUAAAAAGAAAAGGAAGAUCAAGGAGUAGAGAGAGAAGAGGCACCCCAGAGAGGUCCAGAGAGAAAGAAUAUAAAAGGCGGAAGGAAUCCCAUAGCUCUGAGAGGGAAGAAAAUCGAAGUAAAGACAGGCAUCGGGAUCAAGAGUACAAAAGUUCUCGCAAAAAGGAAGAUACUGGAAAAAAGAUGCGUUCAAAAAGCCAUGACAGCAGUAGCUCCGAGACGAAUAAAAGCAAAAAAUCCUAUAGAAAUCAAGAUAGAAGUCCUGACUCAAAGAAAAGAAGAAGCAGCAAGGACAGAGAAUUGAAAAGAUCAUACUCACGGAGGAGUAAGGAAAGGGACAGAUCUCGUUCUUCAAGAGAAAAAGAAAUCAACCAAAAAUCAAAAUAUCAGGAGAGAGAUCGUGCCCAUGGCAAAGAUAAAAAAUCCGAUCAUGAAUCAAGUGCUGGAACUGAUGAAGAUAGGCAUGGAUGAGUUUAUGAACUUAUUGUUUCCACUCUGCUUCUAGGUUCUAGAGACAUGUUGGGGAACAUUUUUUUUUUAAUGUGGACUUCAGUUUGGUUUUUUGAUAAUCCACAAUCUGGAUCAUUUGUACUGCUAAAGUUUUAAUAAACUUGAAAUGGAAAAACAAGUUUUAUGUGUAAUACAUUGUGCUAUGUUUUAAUAUUUCAUAGUUUAUGUAUCCUAUUUCUAUGUUACCUGAUGGAAGCAUACUGUACGUUAAUUUAAUUUUAAUUUAGAAGCACACUGCAAAUUGGUUGGUUGGUCUGAAAUUACAAACAUCUUUGAAUCAAAUUCUUUUUAUAUCUUAAAGAAAUAACAUGUUAAUAUUAACAUUUCAGAACUAUAAUUAAUAAACAAAACCAGCAUAUAUAAAAAUAGAACAUUCAAUUGAAGAAGAAUAAAUGUUCUCCAGUUUGAAUAUGUUACUCGGAUUGUUACUUUGCUGUUAUUUUUCAUUGUUGUCCCUUUCAGGAAAAGGUUAAUCACUUUGAUCUUUGGAACAGUUAUUCUAAAUGAAAUACUUUCCAUAAAGCAACUAUUUCAGAAAUAACUGAUUUUAUAUGGUCCUGAUAAUAAUGAAUUUAUAGAAAAGUCAUGCUUAAAUGUGAGAGUGCAUUUGAUAUUCUGUUUGACUAUCUUUUCAUCACUACAUUUUCAGUUUGUUUGAAGGAGAAAACUCCUUUCAGAAAGAAAUAAAAUCUGGCUUCACUGAAUUUAUAA